UUAUGCAUUACAGUUCAUUUUUCUCCCUCUUUUUUUUCUUCAAAUUAAAUAGGGACAAGUGUAUUUCAGUGCGUUUUUGGUGCGUUUUGGUGCGCUCCUGUUGCGUUCCACUACAGUUCUGUGCAGAAAAAAUGCAGCCUGUUCUACUUUGUUUUUCUGCAUCCGGAACGCACUGGAACUGCAAGCACUGAUGUCAACUAUGACAUUGAAAACCGUAUCACCUACUUCCUGUGCAUUUUGAAUGUAGAAAAAAAAAACUGAAACGCAUGGAGUGUGAAGUGGCCCUUGAGAGGUUAUUU
This is a messenger RNA of Staurois parvus, 299 nucleotides long. The record is from the annotation of a GenBank genome assembly. NCBI's taxonomy places the organism in Eukaryota, Metazoa, Chordata, Amphibia, Anura, Ranidae.